CGGACGGACGGACGGACGGACGGACGGACAGACAGACAGACAAAGACACAGAUGGGCGGACGGACAGACAGACAAAGACAGAGAGAGACAGACAAAGACACAGACAGACAGACAGACAGACAGACAGACAGACAGACAGACAGACAGACAAGCAGACAGACAGAAACACUCAUCAUGGGCAGGUCAACACAUUCUGCUUCAGGAUGACUUUGAGUUUAUUGUUUCUCCACUUCCUGCUGCCCUUGGUGUCAUCCAUCAUGGCCUUAAAAGAACCUGCUGGCUGCAAAAUCCGUAUCACUGACAAAGGACUGCAGAUGUUGAAGUUUGAGACUCAGAAGUUUGUUGAAGAGGAGCUCAGUAACAUCACCAUGCCAGAGAUGAAGGGCAGUGAAGGCCGCUUUCACUACACCAUAACAGAUGUGAAGAUAACAGAACUGAAUCUGACUCAUGCUGAGUUGCAAUUCAUCCCUGAACUGGGUUUGUUGUUUGAUGUUCAGAACUCAUCCAUCUCCCUCAGCUUUAACCGUCGGAUUCUUUAUUGGUUCUUUUAUGACACAGGAAGCAUUAAUGCGUCUGCUGAAGGUGUGAACAUCAACACAGCUCUGAACCUGAUCAGAGACAAUGAAGGACGACUAAAGAUCAAUAACAUCACCUGUGAAGCCAAAAUCAGUAAAAUGAGAGCAAAGUUCAGCGGAACACUCGGGAGAGUUUAUGACUUUCUGGCGCGUUUCCUGACAACAGGGAUGCGCUUCCUCCUAAACCAACAGAUCUGUCCAGCCCUGAAUCACGCCGCUCUAGUCCACAUGAAUACAAUGUUGGAGACGAUCCCUGUGAGGUCUGAGGUGGACCAGUACAUUGGGAUAGAUUAUUCUCUGAUCGAUGAUCCAGUUGUGACAUCCCGGAGCCUUGACAUGCACUUCAGGGGGAUGUUUUUCGCUAUGGCACAUCAGAACCAGACGUUGGCAAACUACGCCGUGGACCCUGUCAUCAGAGAGUAUGACAGGAUGGUUUACCUUGCUCUGUCCGAGUACUUCUUUGACAGCGGGAUGUUUUCGUACUACACUGCAGGAAUCUUUCAGAUGGACAUAGUGAAAGAAAAGAUGCCCAAAGAUCUAGAAAUGUUGUUAAGAACCACAUAUUUUGGAGCCAUUAUGAUGUUGAACCCGGCUCUAGUGGAUUCCCCACUCGCACUGCAAAUUGCAGUCAACUCACCUCCAAAAACUUCCAUCAAAACGUCAGGUGCAACUGUUGUCAUGACAGCCACUGUUAAGGUGAUGGUGCUUCCAUCAGGUCUGUCUCCAAUCCAGCUCAGCAGCAUGACCAUGGAAACAAAGUUUAAUGCAAAAGUGUCAAUGAAAGGAAAACGUCUGGCGGUUCAUGCUGACCUCCGGAGGUUUAAAAUAUUCUCCAACCAAUCAGCCUUGGAGUCUCUGGCACUGAUUCCUCUGCAGGCCCCUCUGAAGACUAUGUUACAGAUAUCUGUGGUUCCUUUAAUUAACAACUGGACCAAACGAGGUGUUCGGAUCCCUCUGGCUGAUGGGAUGGAUUUCAUUGAGGAGGUGGUUGAAUAUCACAAUGGUUUCAUCGUCAUUGGAGCGAAUCUGCACUUCAGCAAAGGGCUGAGAGAAAUUAUCACAGGGGACAACGGAACAGAUAUCGAAAGCAAUAACAUCUAAAUGGUCUAAGUAAUAGACACACUGAAUAUGGUGUGAAUUUACACUGGCAACAUCAUUGGGAUCAGCACACUAACCCUGAAUCACCUUCUGUGAAACAACCUGCAUAAAUACUUGUUCUCCACGUGUCCACUGGACUCACUGCGAAGUACUGUAGGUACCUGGGCGCGCACACAGUCUGUGUAUGACAUUGUAUAGAAAACAUUUGGUCUUUACCAACACUGUGAAAAUUACCAUCUCAUUCAGUUUUUGAUUUGAUGUUCCACUGAUGUAUUGACCUUUUAACUAAAUUUAAUUUUAAACUUGCUCUUAUGACUGGUGAUGUAACCAGGGCAACUACGAGAAAAUACAAGGAUUGAUUUGAUAGGUUCUCAGAAUAAUGUCAAUCAAAUACCACAAACAACAUGAUUGUGUGUUUAGGCGCUCUUUAUAUUUGUCUUGAAGUGAACCACAGCUAAACCACAUUUAAAUCAGUGGCUCCAUGGGUAAAAGUGAGUUAAAUGUGCUUAAUAUAUCCAUAAAUAUUAUAAAUAUUAUAACAUGAUAAUGAUCAAUUCCUGGUCAUACUCCUGGGUAAACUGAAAGCUAACAGUGUAUCAUCACUCAUUUGUGAGUUUGUUGUGCAAGAAACAUAUUCUUCCUAUGAUAACGUUACACCGAUAAACUAAUGUUUCUUUGUCUAUUAUUAAGUGAUUAAAUAUAAUUUAACUGAAACAAA
This is a messenger RNA of Betta splendens (Siamese fighting fish), 2391 nucleotides long. RefSeq names its product phospholipid transfer protein (gene pltp). The transcript is spliced from 15 exons. The record is from RefSeq and is a predicted model, not a curated record. Gene Ontology annotation, molecular function: phosphatidic acid binding; phosphatidylcholine binding; diacylglycerol binding. Gene Ontology annotation, biological process: ceramide transport; high-density lipoprotein particle remodeling; phospholipid transport. The coding region runs from base 204 to 1676 and encodes 490 amino acids. Lineage: Eukaryota; Metazoa; Chordata; Actinopteri; Anabantiformes; Osphronemidae.